This is a messenger RNA of Triplophysa rosa, 967 nucleotides long. RefSeq names its product complement component 1, q subcomponent, B chain (gene c1qb). The coding region runs from base 132 to 854 and encodes 240 amino acids. Lineage: Eukaryota; Metazoa; Chordata; Actinopteri; Cypriniformes; Nemacheilidae. The record is from RefSeq and is a predicted model, not a curated record. The transcript has 3 exons. Gene Ontology annotation, molecular function: protein binding.
AUUUGUGACUAUACAUCUUGUUACUUCCUUUUAUUUUGCAACAUUUUUCACUUCUGAAUCUGAGAAUAAGCUCCCUUCAUACAGGCGAGUGAAAACAUUCAGUUUAACACAUUCAUCGAUUUCCUUACAAGAUGGUGUUGAUCCUCAUGUCGACACUGCAGUUCACUGUUUUGCUUUUGCUGGUGGCUCUUUCUGAGUCGCAAACAUGUGAUGGUGUGAGGGGUUUUCCUGGAAGACCUGGUAUUCCAGGAGCCCAUGGUGCCGAUGGAAAGGACGGCCCAAAGGGGGAAAAAGGAGAUCGAGGUGAAGAUGGAGUCCCGGUCAUUGGGCCAAAAGGAGAGCCUGGACUUGCUGGAUUACCAGGUAGGGCUGGCACGUCGGGUGAUAAGGGGAUUCAAGGAAACCCAGGACGUCCGGGCCCGAAGGGAGAUAGGGGAGUUUUUACAGGCGAAAACAUUGUUCACCACCAUGACGUUUUCUCUUAUAAAAAACGUCCUUCUCAAUCUCGGAUUGUGCCCAACACAGAAAUAACCUUUGAUAUCCCAUUGAUCUUUAGUGAUAGUGAUGAUGACGCUUCCCUUCUCACUAAUGGUAUCUUCAGUGUACGAAUAGCUGGCAUGUAUUAUAUCAGCUACCAUGUAUCCUCCAAGAAUUCCUGUCUAAAAAUUCAGGUGGGGAAGGAAGAGAAGGUCAGGUUUUGUGAUGAACCUGAUGCUAUAUCGGUGUCCUCUGGUUCUGUGGUAUUGCCACUAAAGAUAGGAGACAUGGUGUCUGUACAGACUACAGAUCAUAGCCAAAUCUUUUGUAAAGACACUGACUGUAUCUUUACAGGUUUCUUACUCUUCGCAAUGUAAGAGUAACACAAAAAAAUAAUACAAAGCAUGCUAGUCAUCUUCAAGUUUUAUUUGUCAGAAAUUGCUUGGGAAUUUAUAGGAAUCAGAUGUAAUGUGUUGAUUAAAGCUUAACA